AUGGAGUUUUUCAACAAAUCAAAAACCGUGAAGCUCCGGAGCCACCUGGGCAAGUACCUAGUAGCAGACGAAGAACACAACAACCUCCGUCAAAGCAAAAAAGGAGCAACCAAAACCGCACUAUGGUUAAUCGAACCGGUGGAAACAAAACCCCACCACAUACGCCUGAGGAGCCACAACGGUCGUUACCUAACCGCAACCGACACGCCGUUUCUCCUUGGCAUGACCGGAGACAAAGUCAUUCAAGCCGAUUACGACGCGGGGUUAAGCUGGAAGUACGAAUGGGAACCGAUAAAGCAAGGGUUCAACGUGAAACUGAGGAGCUGGUGUGGGAAGUUGUUGAGAGGGAAUGGUGGAACGCCGCCUUGGAGAAAUUCUAUUACGCACGAUGAUCCUUAUACUGCCGCUACGAAUAAUUGGAUUCUUUGGGGUGUUGAGGCUGUGGAUAAUAAGAUGAAUGUUGAGUUGUUGAAUAGAGUUAGUUUUGCUUCUAAUGCUUCGUUUGGUUCUGGGGAAGAUGAGGUUGACGAUUCUGAAUCGGUUUCUUCUAAGAACAAGUCUUGGUCUUCGUUGAAGAUUCGUCGGAAUUCCAAGUUGCAGCCAGAGGUACGUUUUUAA
Messenger RNA from Lathyrus sativus (Indian pea), 618 nucleotides. The record is from the annotation of a GenBank genome assembly. Lineage: Eukaryota; Viridiplantae; Streptophyta; Magnoliopsida; Fabales; Fabaceae.